AUGGCGUUACGAUUGGCAUCCCGCCGGCUGGCGUUGAAGCCAAUGCCGUACGCGUUCAGCCGUAGCAUGGCCACGACCGUCGGCAACACCAAGGAGCCUUUGGGUGCCAUCAGUGAGGCCACUUCGUCCUCCUCCCCACCGCUCUCGCCAAAGCAUACUACCACCAUCAAGGAACCGAGUCCAGACCCUGAGUCAAAGAUCAAAACCUUCCAUAUCUACCGAUGGAACCCGGAUGAGCCCAGCAGCAAGCCGAAGAUGCAGAGCUACACCCUAGACCUGAACAAGACCGGCCCCAUGAUUCUGGACGCCCUGAUUCGUAUCAAGAAUGAGGUGGAUCCGACUCUCACAUUCAGACGGAGUUGCAGAGAGGGUAUCUGCGGGAGUUGCGCGAUGAACAUUGACGGAGUUAACACACUUGCGUGUCUUUGCCGUAUUCCGACUGAUGCUGGGAAAGAGACCCGCAUCUACCCGCUCCCACAUACCUAUGUGGUGAAGGACCUCGUGCCCGACCUUACCCAGUUUUACAAGCAGUACAAGUCUAUCAAGCCCUACCUCCAGCGCGACACUCCGCCGCCAGAUGGACGAGAGUAUAGGCAGUCAAAGUCCGACCGCCGUAAGCUCGAUGGUCUGUAUGAGUGUAUUCUCUGCGCCUGCUGUAGCACCUCAUGCCCAAGUUACUGGUGGAACAGUGAGGAAUAUCUCGGACCGGCUGUCUUACUGCAAAGCUACAGGUGGAUUGCAGACAGCAGAGACGAGAAGACCGAGCAACGAAAAGAUGCGCUGAACAACAGUAUGGCGUUGUACCGGUGUCACACGAUCCUGAACUGCAGCAGGACUUGCCCGAAGGGUCUCAACCCAGCAUUGGCCAUUGCUGAGAUCAAGAAGAGCUUGGCCUUCCAAUGAGGUAGCGUAGCAGGCGUUGCGGUGUAUAUAAGCUGUAUGUUGUGCUCUCAUUUCCCUAAAUAUCACGUGCCAACGUGCCACUUCGCCCAGAACAGCAUGUGUUCUCCAGCCCAG
This is a messenger RNA of Baudoinia panamericana UAMH 10762, 1017 nucleotides long. RefSeq lists its product as uncharacterized. Gene Ontology annotation, biological process: respiratory electron transport chain; aerobic respiration; tricarboxylic acid cycle. The coding region runs from base 1 to 903 and encodes 300 amino acids. The record is from RefSeq and is a predicted model, not a curated record. Lineage: Eukaryota; Fungi; Ascomycota; Dothideomycetes; Mycosphaerellales; Teratosphaeriaceae. Gene Ontology annotation, molecular function: 2 iron, 2 sulfur cluster binding; electron transfer activity. Gene Ontology annotation, cellular component: mitochondrial membrane. The transcript has 2 exons.